AUGGCUCCUUCAGAAGUUCUGUGGGAUCGGCUGAUCCGAUAUGUUUCUGCGACAGACGACCAUAUUCGCUAUGGCGAACCAAUUCUACAAGACUCGGAUCUGGAAAAGCUCGAUCAGUUAGUGGAAGAAGGUCAAUUGGAAGUCCGAGCGUUCGAAGGCAAUGAGCCCAUCACAGCGACCCCGACGACCAGAAUUGAAAAGGUAAAAACGCUUCUUGGCCCUCUGGAAGUGAAGAACACACCGAUAAUUCGAUGCAUUGGAUUGAACUAUAAAUCUCAUAUCUUGGAGAGUGGUCUUUCUCUGCCCGUCAACCCGACAACUUUUAUCAAACCCAGCUAUACCGUCGCAAACCAUGGAGAGGAUAUCCAAGUACCGAGAUGGGCUGCGAGCAUGCUUGAUUACGAAGGCGAGCUGGCUAUUCUCAUUGGAAAUGAUGUCAAGAAUGCCUCCGAGGAAGACGCACUCGAUUAUGUGGCCGGAUACACCGCCGGAAAUGAUGUCAGUGCUCGCGACUGGCAGACGCAGCCAGAUCUUGCGGGGCCAAUGCCACAGUGGGGGUUUUCGAAAUCUCUGGACCAGUUUGCUCCCCUAGGACCUGUUCUCGUCGCGCGCCAUGUCCUUGGAGAGGCCAAUGAUCUGAGCCUACGAACAUUCGUCAACGGAGAACUCAGGCAACAGGGCAAUACUUCCGACCUUUGCUUCCAUGUGAGACGGAUAGUGUCUUUUUGCAGCAGGGGAACCACGUUGCAGAAGGGUAGUAUUAUCCUGACGGGCACCCCGGGUGGUGUAGGCUUUUCCAUGAGCCCUCCAAACUUCCUCAAACAUGGCGACGAGGUGGUAGUGGACAUUGGGAGAAUUGGAAAACUAAGGAAUCGUUAUGUAUUUGUUGAUGAAUAG
Molecule: messenger RNA, 897 nt
Organism: Penicillium paradoxum
Lineage: Eukaryota; Fungi; Ascomycota; Eurotiomycetes; Eurotiales; Aspergillaceae
Product: fumarylacetoacetate hydrolase family protein
Exons: 2
Coding region: 1-897 (298 amino acids)
Molecular function (GO): catalytic activity
Source: RefSeq, a predicted model, not a curated record